This is a messenger RNA of Gongylonema pulchrum, 243 nucleotides long. The record is from the annotation of a GenBank genome assembly. NCBI's taxonomy places the organism in Eukaryota, Metazoa, Nematoda, Chromadorea, Rhabditida, Gongylonematidae.
AUGUCGUCGGCGGUGGUCGAGCCGUGUCGUGCGGUGCCCAGUUCGAUCUCGCAGUUGCUGCCCAGCAUGAAGAGUAUCAAUCUGACGUUCAUUGUUCUCGAAGUUGGGCAGUCGCGUCGCACUCCACAGGGACAUGAUGUACGCACGAUACGUGUUGCUGAUCCGACAGGCUCUGUUUUGAUGGGAGUUUGGAAUGAUGUUGGUGAUCACAUCUCGCCCGGUGAUAUAUGGAGAUUGAGGUGA